GCCCGUCGACCGGGACCGUGACCGGGGCCGGCGGGGCACCACACUCUCGCUCGGUCGGUUUAACGACGGCAGCAGUUCGCCGCGAUCAGCCUUGCCCGAACGAACAAUAUAUACGCGUACACAUAACAUAAUAUAUUAUAUACCUGCGAGCAAAUAACACACACGCACGCACGCAAACACAUAAUAAUAAUAUCAUGUUAUUAUUUUGUACGUACAUCACGUAGGUAUAUAAUAUAUUAGCCGUGAACCAUAUAAUAUAACGGUCCGUUAAUUGUUGCCGUGUCCGCGAGUCAGAGACGCGCGCGAAUUCACCGCCGCCGCCGGAACAUCGUCGCAGUGUUUGCGAACCGCGCGCCGAGAGUAUACCGUACCGUUUGAGCGAACGCGGUCGUGCACGGAACGGUACACAUAUUAUAAGCACGGUACCAAGUGUCAGGUAAGCGGCCGCCACCGCCAGAAAACCACCGUCUGCUCAAAGACGAACACGGCGCGACGGAAGUGUUACAAAAUAUUUGUACACAUAUAUAUGACGUACAGUCGAUGUGGACAAAUAUUAUGUACGAUUGUCCACCGUUACCGUCAUCGCCGCAUUCGUUAGCGCCGCCGCCGUCACAGUUGUCGCCGUCGUCGCCGCCGUCGCGAUCGCUGCCCUGUCGUCGCCUCUGAUAUUUUACGUGUUUGUAGCGCAAGUGACAGCGUCGUAUACACACAUGAAGUAACGCCGUCCGCACCGCCUGCAACCGUCGUCACAUCAUAUAGGUACAAUUUAAUUUAUAUACCAAUAAAUAGAUAAAAGUAAAAACGGCAACUAUGACAAUGUUAUCGUCGCAAAAACUUUUGUACUCCGACACGGCGACCGCUGCGGCCGCGGCCGCAGCUGCUGCUGCCGCUGCUGUCAACGCGGCGGCCAUGUACGGCGGAAAUUCGUCGACCACCGGCGCCGGCGGUGGUGGUGGACCGUCGUCGACUCCAUCGCUGUGCUCGCCACCUCCGCAGUCACACCACCAACAGCAACAGCAACAGCAACAACAGCAACAGCAACAACAACAGCAACAGCAGCUCGUAUUCGGGAGCAGUGCCUCGGCAGCAGCUAACAUGCAACAGCAACUAUACGGUGGCAUGAAUUCCGCCGCAACGGCUGCUGCGGCAAUGUACGGUUUGAACGCUUCGGCCGCUGCUGUUGCCGCCGCGGCUGCAGCCGCUGGUGCCGGCGGUGACCCGACCGGCGCCGCUAACGCCGCGGCGCUACAACGGGUUCGAGCCGACAAAACGUACCGCCGGAACUAUACGCACGCUAAACCUCCGUACUCGUAUAUUUCGCUCAUUACGAUGGCCAUACAAAACUCGCCAGUGAAAAUGCUCACACUUUCGGAAAUUUAUCAAUUUAUAAUGGAUCUGUUUCCUUUCUACCGGCAAAAUCAACAGCGGUGGCAGAAUUCCAUCAGGCACUCGCUAUCGUUCAACGACUGUUUUGUUAAAGUGCCUCGGACGCCCGACAAACCAGGUAAGGGUUCAUUUUGGACAUUGCACCCAGACUCGGGAAACAUGUUCGAGAACGGUUGCUACCUGCGCCGGCAAAAGCGUUUCAAAGACGACAAAAAAGACGCUUCAUCGAUUCGGCAGCACGGCGACGGCGGUCACCACCAUCAGCAUCACGGUGGCCACAAUCACUCAAAGAGUUCGUCGCCCAUGCUACAUAGCGGUGGUGGCGGUGGCAGUCAACACCAGCUCAGCGGUCAACAUCAACUAAGUGGUGGCCAUCACCAUCAGCAGCACCAUUUAGACAUGGUGCUGGACAAGAAACCGUCGUCAUCGGUACCGCCGUCAUCGGCGUCGUCCUCAUCCGUACUCGCCGCUGCUGCUGAUCACCACCACCACCUACUUCAACUGCAACACCAUCAUAAUCAAAAAUUAGGUGCCGGUGGUGGUGGACUCAUGUCAUCGGCUGCUGCGGCAGACUUGGGAUUCGGUGGUGGCAUGCACCAUCAACACCAACAACACCAACAGCAGCAGCAACACGGCAAACACCAUUUGCUUCUGCACCACCACCAUACGCACGACCACCAAAAUAGCCACAACAACGGUAAUCACCAUGACAGUGACCAUGAUCACGUGCACCACAUGCACCACCACUUACAGCAACACGGUGGUGGCGACGAUGACUCGUCAUCGUCCAUGUUGGUUGGGUCAUUGCUGCAACAUCACCAACACCAACAACAACAACACCAGCAGCAACAGCAUCACCACCAGCAGCAGCAACACCAUCAGCAGCAGCACAGCCCUGUGGACAUUUACGCCGCGGCUGCGGCCGCCGCACAUCACAAUCACCAACAGCAACAGCAACACCAACAGCAACAGCAGCAGCAGCAUCAUAGCCACCACCAGCAACUGCAACUGCAACAGCACCUCAAGUCUGCGGCCGCAGCCGCAGCUGCCGCCGAAUUCGCCGCAUCCAACCAUCCAUUUUCAAUUACGCGACUGUUGCCGCCGCCGCCAACGGCCUCGGCUGCUGCUGCUGCGUCAGCGUCUGACAAACCGUCGUCAGCCGCGUCCGUGGCCGCAGCCACCGCAUCAUCCGCAACCGCUGCCUCAGCAGCCGAAAAAAUGUACGAAAUGGCAGCGGCUUCGCAGUACGGUACCACGGCUGGGUAUAACGAUUACUAUCACCCACACGCGCACCCACAUCAUCCGCAUCACCACGGGCACCCACAUCCACACCACCAACAGGCGACACUCUAUCACGCGGCCGCGGCCGCUGCAGCAGCUGCCGCAGCGGCAGCAGCCUCCGGUGGACCUCAAUCAUCAGCGUCGUCCGUGUCUGGCGCUGCCGCUGCUGCCGGAUCGUCAUCGCCGUUGUGACAUCACCAUCACCAUCAGCAGCUCCAGCAGCACCACCAACACCAAUACCCGCCACUUGUUUGAAAACGGCGUGGUCACCGGUGGGCCUUGCAGCAACAACAGCGGCACCAGCAAUAGUAAUUAUUUACGUUUUGCGUUA
Molecule: messenger RNA, 2998 nt
Organism: Myzus persicae (green peach aphid)
Lineage: Eukaryota; Metazoa; Arthropoda; Insecta; Hemiptera; Aphididae
Product: fork head domain-containing protein crocodile-like
Exons: 1
Coding region: 811-2859 (682 amino acids)
Biological process (GO): cell differentiation; anatomical structure morphogenesis; regulation of transcription by RNA polymerase II
Molecular function (GO): RNA polymerase II cis-regulatory region sequence-specific DNA binding; DNA-binding transcription factor activity, RNA polymerase II-specific; transcription factor binding
Source: RefSeq, a predicted model, not a curated record